AUGUGGCUCCUGGAGAAAGCUGGCUACCGGGCGGGGGCCGCGGAGCCCGGGCCCCGCUGGGCGCCCCGCAGCCUGCUCCCCAAGCGCCGCGCCCCGGGCCCCGCGCCGCCCGCCUGCCCCAACGUCCUCACGCCCGACCGCAUCCCGCCCUUCUUCAUCCCCCCGCGGCUCCCGGGCCCCGGCCCCUCCGAGCCGCAGGCCGGGCGCGCGGCGGGGGGGCGCGGCGGCCUCCCGGGGGCCUGCUCGCUGCCGCACCUGGCGGGCCGCGGGGGCUGGCCCUUCCUGCCCGAGAGCCCGCACACGCGCCGGCGGGAGUCCCUGUUCCACCCGCGGCCGCCCGGCCCGGACACGCCGCCCCCGGCGCCCGCGCGGCUGCACGUGUCCGCCCCGGACCUGCGCCUCUGCUGGGCGCCCGACAGCGACCCGGCCUCGUCGCCCGACUCGUCGCCCUCCUUCGGCUCCCCGCGGCCGCACUCGCGGCCCCCGGAGGAGGAGGAGGAGGAGGAGGGGAGCUCGGCGGACGCCAGCCCGCACGCGCCCCGCCGCGGGGAGCCGGUCCGGCCGCCGCUCUUCCACCUGGACGUGCUGUGCCGCCGCCUGCGGCCCGCGCGGGACAGCCUGCUGCGCCUGGGGCCGCGCGGCGGGCAGCUGCGCCUCUCCGCCGAGUACCAGGCCGGGCCCGGGCGCCUGCGGCUGCGCCUGGUCAGCGCCGAGGGCCUGCCCCGCUGCAGGGCCGGGCCCGGGAGCUGCGGCAGCGGCUGCUUCGUGGUGCUCGGGCUGCGGCCUCGUCUCCGGCCGCGGGGUCAGCGCAGCCGCGUGGUCCGGUGCAGCGCCAACCCCAUCUUCAACGAGGACUUCUAUUUCGACGGGCUCAGCCCUCUGGACCUGGCCGCCCGCCGCCUGCGGGCCAAGGUGCUGGACAAGGGCGCGGGGCUGCGCAGGGAUGUGCUGCUGGGCGCGUGUGAGACGCCCCUGCUGGCCCUGCUGCCCCCCUUGGGUGGGGGGCUAGGCCCAGGGACCUCUCUGGCACCUGUCCAUCUCACCCUGUAG
This is a messenger RNA of Pipistrellus nathusii (Nathusius's pipistrelle), 1050 nucleotides long. The record is from the annotation of a GenBank genome assembly. NCBI's taxonomy places the organism in Eukaryota, Metazoa, Chordata, Mammalia, Chiroptera, Vespertilionidae.